GAAUCCUUGAGGUGGCUAUUUAAUAGCAGCUCUCAUUAUCUGGGCUCUGUGUUUUGAGGAAAAGCGAUUUAUCGAGAAACGAACUUAGGGCCACGCCAGAGAGAGAGAGAGAGAGAGAGAGGGAAAUCGAAUCUGGAUUUUAGAGGAACUAGGGUUUGUAUUUGUACUGCGAAAAUCAAUUAAUGUUGGAUUAGCGGAUUAGAAGUCAGUGCUCAUCAUUUCUGUUGUUUAUGGCUGAUAGAAGAGUUGGUAAUCGCCCCAUGGGUCGCAGAGGUCGUCUUGAAAUACAGUCUGGAACUUGUAAUGUCUGCUCUGCUCCUUGUUCAUCUUGCAUGCAUCAUAAUGCGGAAUUUUCCGGUUCAAAGUCAGAUGAGUCAUCAGAUGAAAACUCCCAUGGUGUACUGGCAAGCCAGUGUUCUUUCAACGGGGACAAUCUUUUGCGUUCUUCUGGGGUUAAUGCUCCCGGCAGUUCACAUAACACUUCUAGUGAAGCGAGCCAUCUGGUUAAUUCCAAUCAUGAUACUUCAUCUGAGAAUGCUGAGAGUAAGGAAAUUAUAAGAUCUUCUGAUAUUUCCCAUGGCCCAUUAUUAGAUAGGCCUCACAAAGAUCAAGAUUCCAUGAAGGUAGAUUCAUGUAAUGACCAUCAGGCCAGAAGCACUCUAGGGCAGGGAAAAGUCAAGGAAAAGUCAGGAGCAAAGAAUAACGAAGAGAAGAAAAAUACUUUAACUGGAAGUUCUAAGCAUUCAGGACCAAGGGUCGGGAAGUCAGGAGAAAAUGUUCUCUUAAAUAAGGCAGAUGAAUCAAACACAUCUGCCAUGUCUGACAGUGAGAGUGAAAAUGAUCCUGAAAUGCUAGAACUUGAUGUAAAAGUAUGUGAUACUUGUGGAGAUGCGGGUCGUGAGGAUUUACUUGCUAUCUGUAGUAGAUGCAGUGAUGGUGCAGAACACACCUAUUGUAUGCGAGUAAUGCUUAAAAAAGUUCCUAAGGGUUAUUGGCUUUGUGAAGAGUGCAAGUUUGCUGAGAAAGCAGAAAAGCAUAAACUAGAAACCAAGCGAAAAAGAGAGAGUGAAGUAAACGUUAAUACACAGAUCUCCAGCAAAAGGCACAUAGAUAAAUUCGAGGCAGUUCCUGAUUCUAAAAGAUUGGCAGUUGGGGCUCAAAUAGGAUCACCCAAGAGAUCUGUUCUCCCAAGAAUGUCCACUUUAUCCCGAGAAACAUCAUUUAAGGGCUUAGAGAAGCCAACGAGAAAGCUAGCUCAUUACUCAUCUUUCAAUAGCCACUCCAGUGAUGACACAGAAAGCACACGAUCUACUGACUCACAGCUCCAGUCCCCUAAAGGUUCGUUUUUGAAGUCCAAUUCGUUUAAUUCUUUGAGCUCUAGAUCAAAAGUGAGACCAGUGGAUGAUGAUAUGCUUCCACGACAGAAGACUGGGAAUGAAAAUUCUUCCCUUGAAGUAAAGGAAGGAUUUUCAAAAAAUGUAGGCAAAUCAAUGUCAAGUAGAUGUAUUGACGUAGGGAGCUCUAAUUGUAAUGACUCAAAAGUAAAAGGUUCAAAGCAACUGAAAGAUUGGAGCACAGAAGCUAACCCUUCAGCAUCCAUUUCACGUGGCAAUUCAUCCAUUCCUUAUGCAAAAAGUCCCCGUGAUUUGAAGGAUUUGCAGUCUGAUGGUAAACAAGGUAGCUUGUCAAAACAAGCCAGACAUCUAAGUCGAAACCGUCUAGAAGAUAUAGUUGCUUCGGUGGGGGAUUCAUCUAAGAAUGAAAAGUGUAGUUCAAGUGAGCAAAUAUCAAGUGAAGCGAAAUGUAAAGAUGAACUGGCACAAGUAGAUGGUGUACCCCGGUCGAGGGAAUUCAGAGAGGCGGGGGAGAAAACCAAAGAUGCUGUUGGUAAUCACCAAAAGCGAAAUAUUGGCGAGGAUAAUAAUAAGGGCAAUAGGUUGCGAGCAGCGGUUGAUGCUGCACUGCGAAAAAAACCCAGCUUUAGCAAAAACAGAGGGUUGGAGCAAUCUGAUUUGCCUCCAGUGUCUAAUGUGGAUUCUGGUUGUAAUAAGGCUUUAAAAUGUUUGUCCUCAAAGGUGCCGGUCAUAAGAGAUUGGCCUGUGGGAUUCCAAGGAUUGCCAGGAGGGCAUCCAAAUUUACGGACAGACAAGCAGACAAAUACAGUAAAUGAAAAGCAGUUUACACUCGCUGGUACUGAUGCAACGACUGCUUCCCAAUCUGUUGAGCCCGAAGUUAACGAUCCUUCUGUACAAUCGGUCAUGAGAGAUUUGCCUGUGGCUGCCCCAAAUGUUCUGUCGACAACCUCAGCCAUCCCAAAGCCUGAGUAUAUUUGGCAAGGGGACUUGGAGGUGCAGAAAAGCAGAAAUUUGUCAGCAAUGCAUAGUGGAAUACAAGCGUAUCUUUCAACCUUAGCUUCACCUAAGGUGGUUGAAGUGGUGAAACAAUUUCCUGAAAAAGUCACCUUGAAUGAAGUACCCAGGCUUAGUUCAUGGCCUGCACAGUUUCAAGAUACAGGUGCUAAGGAACAGCAUGUGGCUCUUUUCUUCUUUGCCAAGGACAUCGAGAGGUAACUGUAUAUAAUUGUGUUUUGUUUCACAUGCUUAUUCUGUUUUUGGUCGUUUCAAUGUUUUAUUUCCUAAUCCACUGACGAAAUAUAUUAAAUGUUAUUGUGACACACAGUUAUGAGAAAAAUUAUAAGCCUCUGGUAGAUAACAUGAUUCAGAAAGAUUUAGCCCUAAAGGGAAACCUCGAGGGCGUUGAGCUUUUGAUAUUUGCGUCCAACCAGCUUCCUCAAGAUUGCCAGCGUAAGAAUGUUAACUAGAUUCUUACGAUUAAACUUUCUAUGUGAAGUUUUUGGAAUCUCACUGUCUUUACAAUGCUUGCUUACCAAAUUAAUAUCUAUUUCUCCCAUUGAGAAGCAAAUAUGGCUCUUUAGUCAUGCUAAAACACUCUCUAAUAAGUUUCAAAAAUGUUUCACUGAUGUGUCGUUCCGUAUAAAUGUAAGGCCUGAUCUAACCUGUAGAAAGUCUAUUGCUUAGUGCUACAUCGAUUCUGUUUGCAGGCUGGAACAUGUUAUUUUUCCUUUGGGGUGUAUUCCGAGGAAAAAAAGAGAGUUGCUCUAAUCCACCAAAGAACACACCCCUCCCGGCAUCUUGUGUUUCGCCAAAUCGUGAUACCUUUCGCCAUGAGAAUCCAAGCAACAAAAAGUCUUUGACUGAUCGCACAUUGAGCAGAAUGCAAUCGUGUAUGAAGGAGGAGGAUGCUAAAGAGGGUAAAGCGUGCAGUGGCACUGAGAAGGAGAAUGCAUUCUCUGUUUCAUAUGGAGAAGGUGAAGUGGAUGUAGAAACUGAGGAAGGAGAGAUAGGUGUUAGCCCACAGUUGAAGUAUGAGAAGACGGCAGGGCCUGGGACAGUGAAAUCCGCCGACAUGAACCAGAGAGUGAACGUGGAUGAUCUGAAUAAAGAAGGGCUGUGUGAAGGUCCAGCGAAUAAAAAGCUGAAGACAGUUACAGGAGUAGAAACUGGAUGUAGCAUUGUCAGGAGGGAUACAUCUGUUCAUAAAUUUGCUUCAAGGAAAUUCGUCUAGAUGGGAACACAAGAAGAAGCAGAAUGUGAAUACUUGUUUGUUUUUCGUUAGAGACUUCCCUGACAGGUCCUCAUAGGAAACAUAUCUUAAAAAGUAACCAAACUAGUGUCUCUUAAUUUUGAUUCAUUUGUUAUCAUGAAGAAGACCCAAUCACAGCUUUGUUUGUACAUAUUACGGCGAUGGGCAAAAGACAUAUGACAAGAUGUUGAUUUUGGUUGACUUGACUGAUCUGCUUAAGCUAAAGUGUGUUUUGGCUAAUUUCUUUUCUCUCUUCUGUUUAUGAAUCUUGUUCAUUGAAGAGAUAGCAUCGGUUCAUCGAAGCAGUUGAUUCGAAAGUGAAAUGUUGUGGUGUCAUAUUUGCGAAUUACAAAUAAUAGGAAGGGUUUUAG
Arabidopsis thaliana (thale cress) is the source of this 3974-nucleotide messenger RNA. RefSeq names its product RING/FYVE/PHD zinc finger superfamily protein. Gene Ontology annotation, molecular function: histone reader activity. Gene Ontology annotation, biological process: negative regulation of transcription elongation by RNA polymerase II. The coding region runs from base 231 to 2570 and encodes 779 amino acids. The transcript is spliced from 11 exons. Lineage: Eukaryota; Viridiplantae; Streptophyta; Magnoliopsida; Brassicales; Brassicaceae. The record is from RefSeq and is marked reviewed.